AUGUUCCAACGCGAGAAAAAGCUUCGAGAAGAUGAUGUCACGAUAGCGAAUGCGUUAAAUAGACCUCCGAUUCGGCCCAUGACGAUAUCGCCGAUGAUCUCAACACGAACAUUUGGAUCACACAUCCCUGCUAUAGACGAGAACUAUGCUGUACAAGAGAAGAAAAUGGUCGUGGCUGGUGACGAUAGACGGCGACAGCCUUGGUGA
Molecule: messenger RNA, 207 nt
Organism: Necator americanus (New World hookworm)
Lineage: Eukaryota; Metazoa; Nematoda; Chromadorea; Rhabditida; Ancylostomatidae
Exons: 2
Coding region: 1-207 (68 amino acids)
Source: RefSeq, a predicted model, not a curated record